AUGACAGACAUCGAAGGAAAAAAAAUACAAUUGAAUGAAAAAGAGCACAAUAUCGAUGGGGGAUUGAAAGCUUGGCUUGUUGUUGGUGCUGCUGCUAGCAUCAUGUCAAUGUCCUUUGGGAUGUGCAAUUCUUAUGGUGUCUACCAAACUUACUAUGAAGAGAAGUACCAGCAUGUUCCUUCCAAUGUGUUAUCGAUCAUUGGAGCAUUGCAAGCAGGACUGACACUGUUCAUGGCACUUCCUUCAACAAUUGCUAUGAUCUACGUUGGUCCACAACUUGUGGUUGCAAUCGGGGGAUUAUUGGCGUGUCUAUCUUUUAUGUUUUUGUCGAUUUCCAAAACGGUAGCAGAAAUCUUCAUCAUCCAAGGGUUGAUGUUUGGGUUGGGGUCAGGUAUAAUGUAUGUCCACGCAACUGGUGUCACCUUCCAGUACUUCAACAAACGUAAGGCUCUUGCACAAGGGGUUAUCACUGCAGGUGCAAGUUUAGGAGGUGUUUAUUGGCCUAUUGGAAUAAGAAACUUGAUUGAUAAAGUUGGGUUUGGAUGGGCCAACAGAAUCAUUGGAUUUAUAUACAUUCCGAUGGUAAUAAUUGCAGUUGUUUUUUUGAGACCCAGAGUCAAACCAAAGCCUAAGCUGGACAAUGAAAACUUCUUGCGUCUUAAUUUUACCGUGCUCUUGAACUUGAGAUACCUCAUGGUAAGUGUUGCUUGGUUUUUGUUUUUACUUGCUUUGUUUCCUGGGUUUUUCUAUCUUGAUCUAUUUUGUAACAGAGCAAAAGUUGAUCCCACUUUUCAGCAAUACACUGUUGCUAUUAUUAAUGCUUGUGCAUGCAUUUUCAGGGUAAUUCCUGGAUUUGUUGGAGACAAAUGCGGACGGAUGAAUCUGCUUAUUCCUGCAUUACUUUUAUCUGGAAUUUUCCCAUUGGCAAUGUGGAUUCCAGCAAGCAAUUCGGCCGUAAUAAUGGCAUUUGUGGUUUUGUGGUCGUGUGCUACAGGUGUUCCUAUUGCUCUAUUUCCUCCCAUCAUUGGCCAGCUUUUUGGUGGGAAAGAUAUCCCUUCGUAUUUGUCGUUUUUCUUUGUAUUUGGAGGAUUAGGAAAUUUUUUAGGCCCUAUUAUCGGCGGGACUUUUAUUCCAAAAGGAAAUGUUAGCAAUACAGAAGGUUUCGACAAGCUCGCUAUAUUUUGUGGUGUCAUCAGUCUUGGGUCUGCCGUGUUAGUAAUUAUUGUUAGGAUUGCAGACACGAAAAAAGCCUUCGUGAAGUAUUAG
Molecule: messenger RNA, 1266 nt
Organism: Pichia membranifaciens NRRL Y-2026
Lineage: Eukaryota; Fungi; Ascomycota; Pichiomycetes; Pichiales; Pichiaceae
Exons: 1
Coding region: 1-1266 (421 amino acids)
Biological process (GO): transmembrane transport
Cellular component (GO): fungal-type vacuole membrane
Molecular function (GO): transmembrane transporter activity
Source: RefSeq, a predicted model, not a curated record